Callorhinus ursinus (northern fur seal) is the source of this 5335-nucleotide messenger RNA. NCBI's taxonomy places the organism in Eukaryota, Metazoa, Chordata, Mammalia, Carnivora, Otariidae. The record is from RefSeq and is a predicted model, not a curated record.
AUGGAUGCUGCGGGAAGGGGCUGCCAUUUGCUGCCCCUGCCAGCGGCGCGCGGACCUGCUCGCUCUCCUGCAGUGGCGGCCGCCGCCCGCGCCGUCAGCCGGCCGGGCCUCUGCAGCGCCGCCGCCUCGGCUCCCUGCGCGGCCGCCGGAGCGGUCGCCAUGAACCCCAGCUCCUCGGCGGGAGAGGAGAAGGGGGCGACGGGCGGCGGCAGCAGCAGCGGAAGCGGCGCCGGGAGCUGCUGCCUGGGCGCCGAGGGCGGCGCGGACCCGCGGGGCGCGGGGGCAGCGGCGGCGGCUGGGGCCGCUGCCCUGGAAGAGCCCGCGGCCGCCGGCCCGAAGGAGAAGGACGAGGCGCUGGAGGAGAAGCUGAGGAACUUAACUUUCCGGAAGCAGGUCUCUUACAGGAAAGCAAUCUCCCGGGCAGGCCUGCAGCACCUGGCUCCUGCACAUCCCCUCAGCCUUCCUGUGGCAAAUGGUCCAGCGAAGGAGCCCAGAGCGACUCUGGACUGGAGUGAGAAUGCCGUGAACGGAGAGCACCUGUGGCUGGAGACCAACGUCUCAGGAGACCUGUGUUACCUGGGAGAGGAGAACUGCCAAGUCAGAUUUGCAAAAUCGGCCCUGAGGAGGAAGUGUGCGGUCUGUAAAAUCGUCGUCCACACCGCCUGCAUUGAACAGCUAGAAAAGAUUAAUUUCAGAUGUAAGCCAACAUUUCGAGAAGGGGGCUCCAGAUCACCAAGAGAAAACUUUGUGCGUCAUCACUGGGUACACAGGCGUCGACAGGAGGGAAAAUGUAAGCAGUGUGGUAAGGGCUUCCAGCAAAAAUUCUCCUUCCACAGUAAAGAGAUUGUGGCUAUCAGCUGUUCCUGGUGCAAGCAGGCGUUUCACAAUAAGGUGACCUGCUUCAUGCUGCAUCAGAUUGAGGAACCCUGCUCCCUGGGGGCUCAUGCUGCUGUAAUUGUCCCGCCCACCUGGAUCAUUAAGGUGAAGAAACCGCAGAACUCGCUGAAGGCUUCAAACCGGAAGAAGAAGAGGACAAGCUUUAAAAGAAAAGCCAGUAAAAGAGGGACUGAACAGGAAAACAAAGGUCGUCCUUUUGUGAUAAAACCUAUCUCUUCUCCUCUCAUGAAACCCUUGCUUGUGUUUGUGAACCCCAAGAGUGGAGGCAACCAGGGAACCAAAGUCCUGCAGAUGUUCAUGUGGUACCUGAAUCCACGGCAGGUGUUUGAUCUUUCUCAGGAAGGGCCCAAAGAUGCGCUUGAGCUGUAUAGGAAAGUACCAAAUCUGCGAAUUCUGGCCUGUGGUGGGGAUGGAACGGUGGGCUGGAUCCUUUCUAUUCUGGAUGAACUGCAGCUGAGCCCUCAGCCUCCCGUCGGGGUCCUUCCUCUGGGGACUGGGAAUGACCUGGCUCGAACUCUCAACUGGGGAGGGGGCUACACUGAUGAACCCGUCUCUAAGAUCCUUUGCCAAGUGGAAGAUGGGACAAUUGUACAGCUAGAUCGCUGGAACCUCCAUGUGGAAAGAAACCCAGACUUGCCUCCAGAAGAACUUGAAGAUGGCGUCUGUAAGCUUCCUCUGAAUGUUUUCAAUAAUUACUUCAGCCUUGGAUUUGAUGCCCACGUCACACUGGAGUUCCAUGAAUCCAGAGAAGCAAAUCCUGAGAAAUUCAACAGUCGUUUUCGAAAUAAAAUGUUCUAUGCAGGAGCGGCUUUUUCUGAUUUCCUACAGAGAAGUUCUAGAGAUCUAUCCAAACAUGUUAAAGUUGUUUGUGAUGGAACAGAUCUCACUCCAAAGAUUCAGGAACUGAAGUUCCAGUGUAUAGUAUUUUUAAAUAUACCCAGAUAUUGUGCUGGCACAAUGCCCUGGGGGAACCCAGGAGAUCACCAUGAUUUUGAACCUCAGCGUCAUGAUGAUGGUUAUAUUGAAGUGAUUGGAUUCACUAUGGCAUCUUUGGCUGCACUGCAAGUUGGAGGCCACGGGGAAAGGCUACACCAGUGUCGGGAGGUCAUGCUGCUCACUUACAAAUCCAUCCCCAUGCAAGUGGAUGGGGAGCCCUGUAGGUUGGCCCCAGCUAUGAUUCGGAUCUCCUUGAGGAAUCAAGCCAACAUGGUACAGAAGAGCAAGAGGAGAACAUCCAUGCCUUUACUCAAUGAUCCCCAGUCUGUCCCAGACCGCCUGAGGAUCCGGGUGAACAAAAUCAGUUUACAAGACUAUGAAGGAUUCCACUAUGACAAAGAGAAGCUUCGGGAAGCUUGUAAGUUGGAAUGGUUGAGUACUAUUGCUGGUAAGAAUUUGUUUAGUUUUGGGGCGCCUGAGUGGCUUACUAUCCCUCUGGGUAUUCUAGUUGUGCGCGGAGACUGUGAUUUGGAGACUUGCCGUAUGUACAUAGACCGCCUACAGGAGGACCUGCAGUCAGUUUCUUCUGGCUACCAGAGAGUUCAUUACCAGGACCACGAAACCUCCUUCCCCAGGGCGCUCUCAGCUCAGAGACUCUCCCCACGGUGGUGCUUUCUAGAUGACAGAUCUCAGGAACAUUUGCACUUUGUGAUGGAGAUUUCCCAAGACGAGAUUUUUAUUCUGGAUCCAGAUAUGGUGUUGUCACAGCAGGCGGGGACACCUCCAGGAAUGCCUGACCUGGUGGUGGAGCAAGCCUCAGGAAUGUCCGACUGGUGGAAUCCCGCCCUACGGAAGCGCAUGCUGAGCGACAGCGGGCUGGGAACGAUAACCCCACAUUAUGAGGACUCGGAUUUGAGAGAUCUCAGCCACUCCCGUGUGCUACAGUCACCAGUUUCUUCAGAAGAUCACGCAAUUUUGCAGGCAGUAAUAGCUGGUGAUCUUAUGAAGCUAAUGGAAAGCUAUAAAAAUGGAGGCAGUCUGCUAAUUCAGGGGCCGGACCACUGCUCCCUCCUCCACCACGCAGCCAAAACCGGCCACGGGGAGAUCGUGAAGUAUAUCCUGGACCACGGACCUCCCGAGUUAUUGGAUAUGGCAGACAGUGAAACGGGUGAGACCGCCCUGCACAAGGCUGCCUGCCAGCGGAACCGGGCCGUGUGCCAGCUUCUGGUGGAUGCGGGGGCAUCUCUGAGAAAGACGGACUCCAAGGGGAAGACACCUCAAGACAGAGCACAGCAGGCUGGAGACCCAGAUUUGGCUGCAUACCUAGAAAGCCGCCAGAACUAUAAGAUCAUUGGCCACGAGGACCUGGAAACUGCUGUUUGACCCUGGUAGAUUGCAAAGACAACCUGAGCAAGUGUAUCACCUGUGCCCUCCCGGCGAUCGGGCAGCUCCCCUGGAAGAAGCUGAUGGAAUCCACAAAUCUGUCUCUCUCUGCAAGAAUCUAUCUGAGACCAUGCCACCAGUUAUUAAGGGCUACCAGGAUGUCCAACAGAACACGAUAGCCCACUGAGGAAGAGACAGGGUACCCGGAGAUUUGUGGAAUACACAUUCCACAAAAUUUGAUCCUUAUUGCUUCCAGCAAGUAGCAUGAACUUCUGUGUUCACCUGUAUAAUUUAUUUUCGAGAUUCAGAGGAUGUUCAUACAAAUGGCACUGCUCCCUCCUCCCCCUAUGCAUUCACGAUUCCUCUGUACCACACAAUUCUACUGCAACUACCCAUCAUUCAAAAAAAAAAAAAAUAAGUAAAUACAAUUUGCUCUGUCUACAUUCAGCCUUUGAAGACCACAAGACACGCUGGAGGUCUCUGAAAACCCUCUGGAUGUCCUGCAGAAACACAACUGUAAAGCUGCUUCUGUUUCCAAGAUGAAAUAUACCGACACUAUUAGUGACUGUUUGCAUGUCUCCCCUGCCCUCCCCCCUCAUCCCUUGUCAUUCUGUAGGAGCUGGGACGUGCCACAUGGAUAAUGUCAACUUGUGUGCUGUACCUCUGAGGUAUGGUGAGGUGGCAUGGGAGGGGACCCAGGGCCCGGCCCUGGGGGCAGGGCUGUUGCUGAUAGCCAUGAAGGACUGGUUCAGCUUGGGCUGUUUGCACAGCCCCAUACUGCCUACGUGUAGCCAUCUUUGCCUUUUGCUGCGAUGUAGACGAUAAGAGACCAACACAGGAUUAAACGAAGGCCCUCGGCUGGUUUGGUGGAACCGCUGGAUUUUAAGUGCAGUUGAAGGUGCUGAGCAGAAAACCACGUGUGGGGACUGUGGUUCCAGGAAAUGGAGCACUGUGACUGCGUUCCCUUCCAGACUUUCUCAAGUGAUAAUAGAAAGCAGGCUAACUGACUUGAAAUAAAACAGCCAAUGCAAAAGUAGCAACAUAUGUCAAAAUAACUCACUUAAGCAAGAAAACAGUUGGCGGGCAUGUUGCACAGAGGCUAAUAAGUAGAGACUCUUGGGUGUAGUGGUGAGAGGGGGCCCAUUUUAGGUUUUCCUUCUAAGUGUUUGGUUUUCAUUACCCCGAGUAAGCCUUGUCCCAAGGACAAAGCCUUGUUUUAUGAGUUCCACUGCUGGAUUUCCAGGACGGCUGGAUCUUCCCGAUGGACACCUCACCUUUUACUUGUCAGGUCCCAAGAUUGUACCUGAUAGCACUGUAACCCCAUUUCUUACGUACGGGGUUGUCUAAUCUUUUCUCCGUUUCCCCCUACCAGGAAAUUCUUAGUACAAAACCACUGUGGGAGCUGAGCCAGAAAUGUGUCUCUGGCGUUGGAAUUACAACUUCGAAUCCUGCCACGGAUCAGUUGGUACUUACAGGUCCCUCUAGUAGGGACUCUGUGAUAACUAAAAGAGCAGGAGGAAGAGGCUCCUAACUUUCAGUGAAGAGGUCUACUUGACGUGGGUAGGAGUCAGAAACACAAGUGGGUGAUCCAAAGUUGUUUCAGACUAAAGCUGAGGUCUUCUGAGCUUUCUUCCAUUUUGCUCUUAGACACAAGCAAAGUGCUUCCCUGGUGUCUCUGCAUGUGAACACAUAAAUGAUCGUAUUUCUUUCUGCAUUUACUUUAAAGGUCCAGUGGUGACACACUGCUUACCUGAAUUGCAUUUUGGUCACCUAUCAUUUUGAGAGGACAGAUAUGAGUACUGUAUUAAGGAGGAAUAGCUUCUCUGUGGGUGGGGAUGAAGCACCUCCCUAGCCUUUUCAAAAUCAAAUUAUUGGUGUUAUUUCCAGCGGGGGGAGAAUAGGUUGGUUAUGAGUAAUUCAUUUCCAUCUAUCAGUCUUAGAAAUGGAAUUAUCUGUUGGGUUUUAUGGGGAGGUAAGGAGGACGGCAAUAGAUUGUUUCCAGAAACUGGAAAAAAAUAGGCUCCAGGAAAAUUUAAUCACUGGGCUUCAUCUGGGAGUCUUUCAGUUGGUGGGACUGUCAAAGAGAUGUUGUGAUGACAGAAAUAUAAUCCUUAAAACA